Molecule: messenger RNA, 1700 nt
Organism: Culex pipiens pallens (northern house mosquito)
Lineage: Eukaryota; Metazoa; Arthropoda; Insecta; Diptera; Culicidae
Exons: 2
Coding region: 115-1677 (520 amino acids)
Molecular function (GO): protein binding
Source: RefSeq, a predicted model, not a curated record
AACAACGUGGUGAACUCCAAAUAGGUACAAGUUUGUCAAAAACCCCGGGUUGCAUUGCACUUUUACUUUGUCCAACUAUUUUGCUGUUCAGUAUUCACACAUGCCCUUAAAACGAUGGACCUCGAAGCGCUACCUCCGGAACUAAUCUGGAACAUCUUGGACAACAUCACCGAACUCUGUGAUCGCAAAAACGCCUCCCUGGUGUGUCGCUCGUGGAACUGGAUGCUGUUCAACUCGUCCAAAUGGUUGCGGCAGGUCAACUUUCGGGUAUGUCCCAAAGUCAGCACCGUUGAACAGCUGGAGGUCGAGCAGGUGUUUGACCGGAUGCUGAACGUAAUGGUCGGGAGUAAGCGAAAUUACGUCAGUGUGGAGUUCUUUCAUGUGAACUUCGACAGGGCUCUGGCGAGGGAGUUUCUGUUCUUUAUGGUUCAGCUGUGUUGUGAUACGAUUGAGGUUUUGAGGUUCACGAACUGCCAUGGGUUGAGGCGGACUGAGCUGUGGCAGGUUCUGGAUUUGCUUCCGGAGUUGAGGGAGGUUGUGAUAUCGGGAGGGAUUCACUAUGACGAAUUGGAAGAGGAGUUGCAGCUUUGCAGACUGAAGAAGAUGACGAGUUUAACCUUGGAUAUUGGAGAUGACUGCCGGAUGUAUCAGGACUUUUUGCUGGCUGCACCCGGGUUGGAGUGCUUGAAGGUACGAACUAUCCAUGGUUGUUUGGAUCUUAAAGAUGUGGCAACUGUUCGGUUCUUCAGUCAGCAACUGAAGGAAGUCAGCUUUUCUACGAAUCGAAGUUACAAUCAGUCUGAGUUUUCCGAUGUAAACUUUAGCAAUUUGACGAAGCUAGAGCUGAAACUGCUGGGACCGGUAUGGCCACAACUGUUCAAACAGCUCAAGCAGCUCAGGGAGCUCAACUUGGAGGCAUACAUCAACGACGAAGUAAUAACUGCUAUCUGCAGCUUUUCAACCAAGAUCCAAAACUUGACUCUGGUCUGCACCGGCAUGGCAGAAUGUACAAAGUUCAGCAUGUUAUCCCGUCUGGAAGACCUGGAAAUCCUGCACAUCCGCGGUAUCUACAAGUACAGCUGGAAGCACGUAACCUUUACAAAGCUCCGAUCCCUCCACCUGGACAACGUUGGAACCGACUUCACGAACUUUCUCAAAGAACUAUCAAGUCUACGAUCGCUGGAGAUUCACGACACCAAAAUCAGGAACGAGCAGAUGAUCAAGGUAACGCUGAACGCUCCGACGGUGGAGCGACUGGAACUGGCCUUCUGCAGCAAACUAAGCGACAAAGCGUUCAAACAUCUAUCCGACAUGGUUGCGCUUACGGAGUUGCGACUUUGGGGCGUCCAAGUCUCGAAAACGAUAGAUGAAAGGAUUGGAUGUCCGCGGAUGCGCAAAAUCAUCUUCUACUUGAAUGACAACAUUGAGGACUGCACCCUGAACGCCAUAGCUGCCAAGCUGCCCGACCUGGAGCAGCUCGUCCUGUACGACUGCUACCGAAUAAGUCCGGCGGGUGUGGUUGAGCUGCGCAAACGACUUCCCGCCUGCAACGUGCUGGAACUGUACCGCGGAGACGAACUUCCGCCGGAACUGGUUGCGGAAACGCAAAUCUACUACCGCAACGCCGAGUACCCCAACGGAGUUCUCAAGCAGGAGCUACCAUUUCAGUGGUAUUGAAUGACGAAGACGAGUUAUUACGU